Molecule: messenger RNA, 1072 nt
Organism: Serpula lacrymans var. lacrymans S7.9
Lineage: Eukaryota; Fungi; Basidiomycota; Agaricomycetes; Boletales; Serpulaceae
Exons: 4
Coding region: 239-622 (127 amino acids)
Biological process (GO): DNA repair
Molecular function (GO): catalytic activity
Source: RefSeq, a predicted model, not a curated record
CUUUGAAUCUGGUUACUAUCACGGGAUGUUCUGCAGUGCAUGCAGCACUUCAGUCCGGGCCUGCGGGUGCUGUCUUACACCGAACUAAUCCUUUCUGGUAAUGACGAAUACACCGCCCCUUUUAGAGCUGCACUAUAUAUUGGCUUCUCAAAAUCACCAUGCUUCUUUGGGGAGUCUUUUUUAUUUCACGCUUUCUCUCUAACUAGUCAUCCUACUUUCUUGGAUCUCUCUACCUGUGAUGUCAGACAAACAACAAUUCAUCAUCGCGGUGUACAACAUCGUCAAAUUGAUCCCUCCACAGAAGGUGAUCAGCUGCAGUCAUAUCGCUAAGCUGGUUGGAAGGCCUAAGAGCGCACGGCAAGUCAAAGAAGCCGUCAAAUUUAUUUCGCACACGACCCCACCAGUUCCCUGGUAUCGCGUCGUGUCCACAUCUGGCAUCAUCUCAGUGAGCGGCCCAAGCACUCAACAACUGGCGCUAGAGAAGGAGGGAGUCCGUGUGCGGACGGGAACUGUUGGGGAGUCGAGAGUGGAUCUUGGAAAAUGGGGAUGGUAUCCCCUUGUCGGCAGCCUGAACUAUCUCGCCGAUUCAGAUACAUCAGAGACGGAAGACUGGGGCGCAUGACCACUCGUGGGUCAUCGGAAGGGGGGGUUGGCGGCGUAGCAGCAGCCGAUUUUCGUUUCGUCUCUUUUUCAUCUUCUCUUUUCGUUUCUCUCAGGCUGUUGAAUUGGGGUGGCCUCGCACCGUGCCCAGCGAUGUAUCCAUAUUGACGAUACCAUACGGACUUUUCGGUGUUUUUGUCGCUUUCUGCUCGCACUGUAUUUCCAAGGAUUUCCCUUCUCGACCAUUUUCAUAUGGAUAUUGUAUGUUUUUUUUUUGUAUUGUGCCAUCAGAAAUUUUCGAUUCAGAAAUUGAAAGAGCAAAUUUUUUUGGGGUCGCUUACCGUUGACUUUUUCGACCCCGGAGCAUACUUAUCUUCCGAAGAGCUACAGAGAUUUUUAAUUGAAUUAACACUGGGCUUGGUCGGCGCGGGUCAUUCACAUUAAGAUACAUUAUAUGAUCUACUUUUUUUGG